Oreochromis niloticus (Nile tilapia) is the source of this 2671-nucleotide messenger RNA. RefSeq names its product tumor susceptibility 101a (gene tsg101a). The record is from RefSeq and is a predicted model, not a curated record. NCBI's taxonomy places the organism in Eukaryota, Metazoa, Chordata, Actinopteri, Cichliformes, Cichlidae. Bases 363 to 1535 code for a protein of 390 amino acids. Gene Ontology annotation, cellular component: ESCRT I complex. Gene Ontology annotation, molecular function: ubiquitin binding. The transcript has 10 exons. Gene Ontology annotation, biological process: protein transport; endosome to lysosome transport; protein modification process.
CGUCACACAGAGACCGGAAGCACUAAAGAGAACUGCCGGAAAUUCCUUUUGUUGACCAUCGGAUUUUUCUUUUCAAGCUCUUUUUUUACAACUACUCGUUAGCUGUUUUGUCGAUUUAUGAGCUGUUUUUUGAGUAUUCGCGUGGAACACACAUACAUUUCCCAUUUACCAAACUGGAAUAUUUCUUGUAGUAGUUGAAUCACGCUCUUAUUUGAGUCCGCCCGAGCUAGGGCUAACGUUAGCCUUGCAUUUACCGGAGCUUCGCUAGCCAGCUUUAGCUUGUCACUUUAGCUGUCAUAAAAGUCAGCUGUUAAGACGCUUAACUUAUUAAUAAGAAAAGUCAAAAUAAACACCCAGGGAACAUGGCAGUAGUCAACGAAAGUAACCUGAAGAAAAUGCUAAAGCAAUACAAAUACAGAGAUCUCACUGUUCGUGAAAUAACCAAUGUGAUCUCCCAGUACAAGGAUUUGAAGCCACUCAUGGAUGCUUAUGUAUUUAAUGAUGGCUCCACAAGAGAUCUGAUGAGCUUGACAGGAACUGUUCCUGUGAGCUACAGAGGUAAUGUGUACAACAUCCCAGUGUGUUUGUGGCUCUUGGACACGUAUCCCUACAACCCACCUAUAUGUUUUGUGAAACCUACCAGUGCUAUGAUGAUCAAAACUGGCAAGCACAUAGAUGCUAAUGGAAAGAUUUACCUGCCAUAUCUACACGAAUGGAAACAUCCUCAAUCAGACCUGUAUGGUCUGAUUCAGGUGAUGAUUGUGGUGUUCGGGGAGGAGCCCCCUGUGUUUUCUCGUCCAACCACACAAGCCCCUUACCAAGCCUUUCAAGCAGCUGGACCCCCAAAUUCUUCCUACAUGCCUGGCAUGCCUGCAGUAUCACCGUAUGGCCCAAAUCCUAACUCUGGAGGCUACCCAAGUUAUCAGUACCCAGGGGGUAACUCUUACCCAGCCACUGCUGGACCUGCACACUACCCCACCCAGACUCCAGUUUCCACAGUGGGCCCAAACAGAGAUGGCACCAUUGGCGAGGACACCAUCCGGGCAUCUCUAAUUUCUGCAGUGAGCGACAAGCUUCGCUGGAGGAUGAAGGAGGAGAUGGACAGAGCUCAGGCAGAGUUGGAUGCCCUGAAGCGAACAGAAGAGGACCUGAAGAAAGGACAUCAGAAACUGGAAGAGAUGAUCUCAAGACUGGACCAGGAAGUGACUGAAGUUGACAGGAACAUCGAUCUGCUGAAGAGAAAAGACGAGGAGCUGAGCGAGGCCUUGGAGAAGAUGGAAAACCAGUCGGAGAAUAAUGACAUCGAUGACGUCAUUGUGCCCACAGCUCCAUUGUACAAACAGAUCCUGAACCUGUACGCUGAAGAGAAUGCGAUUGAAGACACAAUCUUCUACCUGGGCGAAGCCCUCCGCAGGGGUGUCAUAGACCUGGAAGUUUUUCUCAAGCACGUACGUCUUCUGUCCAGGAAGCAGUUCCAGCUUCGUGCUCUUAUGCAAAAAGCCCGCAAGACUGCCGGGCUUAGUGACCUCUACUGACCCACGCUUACUACCUAGAAACAGUCAUAUCUUCAUGCUCUCUUACUCUCUUCUAUCAUCUUGUAUAUCAAACAGCUGCUCUAUUUUAUAGUCUUAUAUUAAAUUUAUUCUGAUAGAAAUUUGAACAGCACCAACAAAGAAAAAUUACAUAUUUGAAUGGUAAAUUGCAGCCAUAGUUGUAGCUAGACAGUUUAGACUUUAAACUAACCAAACACUCCUUUGAGGUCAUUGUUUAAGGACAUGACCUAAACAUGAGAGGGUUAUUUUUGUGACCAAAAAUUAAAAGCAAAAAACACUGUCAUGACAUUAAAUUUGGGUUAAAACUAAAGCUUACAGGUUCUGUUGGCAAUUUCUUUGCCAUAACACAUCAUUUGGCUAGUAAGUACAGAUGGUAGGGGCUAAAAGUGAAGAGCUUUGUAGAGAGCCCAAAUGAUCACUCCCUUUUGUAUUGAAAAGAUGUGUCUGUAAAGACACAGGACUACUUUUCAGGAAGGGAAGGGUUCAUCCUCAGGAUUUCUGUUCAUGUUUCAGUAGCCAUGAAGUUAUAUCCAUUAACCUGAACCGAUUUGUUUGGGUCAGACAUUCAGCUUUAAUUUGAGCUCUUAUCCUACUUGCACACACUACUAUUACUGCAUAAUUUUCCAUUUUUGUGUCUCCUUGUGUGUAUGUGUGUGAGGUUCUUUUAGUGUGUGUCGGCUGCUUGUUAUACCCUCUGACUGCAUUAGCCAGUCAGUCAUGUACAUCUUUUGUUCCACUCUGUAGAAUGUCUCUAAAUAACGUAGAUGGCAGGCUUGGCGUACAUUACUGGACCGUAAAGGAAUUUCUGCAUUGUAUUUGAUUUUUCUUUUUUCCCAUACUGUCCAUUCUCAUUCUCAGUCCUGCUGAGAAGGUUAAAGUAACCGUAAGUUAAAAAUUUGUGAAUAAAACUGGGUGUUAAGAGGUACAAAAAUAAACAAAUGUACUAAUCAAAACUUUAACUUAUGUAAAGUUUUUUUUUUUUCUUGAAUUUAGCCUUUUACUAAAUGCACUUUGAAUUGUAUUAUAGAUUUUUUGUUUUUUCUUAGUUCAGCCAUAGGCAACUUGCUCUUUUAUGUAAAGAUUUAUGUAAAUCAGUACAAAUAAAUUGAUUUAAUAGG